UAUCAGUUUAUUAUUUUCAAUUGAAAUAAUUGUACAGUUGCUACGUACUCACUGUUGCUCCCAAACAAGAUUUUAUUUUGAGACGUCAUUUCUAAACCACGCCUUCAAAGUAUAAUGAUGACGUAAUUCCUUAAAAAAAGUGACGAAUGAAAUUUUUGUAAAUGCAUUAAUUCCACGAAAUUGCAAAAUAUUUUACACUUGGACGUGACUUUCUAAAGAUAAAUUUUGUUGGAAUAAAGAACAUAAGGAAUACAGUUUUUUGUUUGUGUUUUUAGUCGAAAAGUAGUUGAUUUUAAAUAAUAAAGUGGAAAGGAGGGAUUCGAGCCAGAUAAGGGAAUAAAACUUAUCGAAAAUGGAUAGCAUCGAGAAUGGAUCAAAUGUUGAUCCGCUUAACUCUUCAUCAUCUGACCAAGGAACAAGUGUUUCAUCGGCAUCAGCAACAACAAAUAUUGUCCAAUUGAUAUCAACACAAAAUUCAAACGCUCAUCAAAUUCACGCGCAGUCCUCUGUUAUACAGCCAAAUCAACAAUCCGUGAUUCAAACAGCUGCCGGAAAUAUACAACCAGUCAAAAGUGUUUUAUUAGUUAAUAGUAAACAACCGAUUAAUAGUUCGGUAAUUCACACAACUCAUCAAGCCAUUCAGAUAAAACCAGAACCAAACAUUGGACAUAUGAUAGAUAGUGAUGCUGAUUCCGAUUUAUCUGACGAUGAUUCUCCUAAAAAGCGAAGGGACUUAUUAACAAGACGUCCUUCUUACCGUAAAAUUUUAAAUGAUUUAGGCGGUGGUGAAAUUGGGGGGACAAUUUUAUCACAAAGUGGAAAUCCCGGUGAACAGGGCACUUUACAUAGCGGUGGAACAAUUGUUCAAUACAGCGGUCAAGAUGGUUUGGUCUCCUACGUCCCAGUUAAUUUGGUGGGCGGUAAUGUGAUAGCAGAGGAUCAGUCACGAAAGAGAGAAAUGAGGUUACUUAAGAAUCGUGAAGCUGCAAGAGAAUGUCGUCGAAAAAAGAAAGAAUACAUCAAGUGCCUGGAAAAUCGAGUAGCUGUAUUAGAGAAUCAAAAUAAGGCAUUAAUCGAAGAACUCAAAAGCUUAAAAGAGCUUUAUUGUCAGCAGAAAAAUGAUUGAAGGAAUAAAAAUGUUCUUUUCUUCAUUUCCUUAUUCGUCAAUGUUCAAACAGUCAUAAAAGAAAAAAAAACACAGAGAAACUUGAAAAGUAAAUGAAAAAGGAUUUAUUUUUUUAAAAAUAUGGAUGUCAUUGAUAUACAGAAAAAGAAGAAAAAAUUAAAAAGUUAAAUAUCAAACUUGCCCAUUUUAAUGAAUUUUCGUAAUUGUGGAACAAUGUUGUUAAAUUCUUGUACCUUAAGUGAAAAAAAAAUUGAAAAAAACUAAGAAAUGAUGAUGAAGAUAAGUUUCUGUAAGAAACCAUCAGAUGUCAUUUGUGGACAGUCCCUUAUUUCUACUUACCGAGAUGUAAUUAAUUGUAAAUGAAUAAAAUAUAUAUGAUAAAAUUUUAAAAAAGUGAUCUGAAAAGAA
This is a messenger RNA of Clunio marinus, 1534 nucleotides long. NCBI's taxonomy places the organism in Eukaryota, Metazoa, Arthropoda, Insecta, Diptera, Chironomidae. The record is from the annotation of a GenBank genome assembly.